Molecule: messenger RNA, 1443 nt
Organism: Prunus armeniaca (apricot)
Lineage: Eukaryota; Viridiplantae; Streptophyta; Magnoliopsida; Rosales; Rosaceae
Source: the annotation of a GenBank genome assembly
AUGAUCACAGAAAAGAAAGCAAAUGCCAUGGGAGGUAACACAGCUAGAGCUUGUGAUAGCUGUCUGAUUAAACGGGCUCGAUGGUUUUGUGCUGCUGAUGAUGCUUUUCUUUGCCAAAGAUGUGACGGCUCAGUGCACUCAGCAAACCAGUUAGCAAGCAGACAUGAGAGGGUUAAGCUCCAAGCUGCAUCUUCCAAACCCAAUCAGUCGACUCUACUGGCCGCGGACCAAUCUCCACCGGCUUGGCACAAGGGGUUCACACGCAAGGCACGAACUCCACGCCACAAUAAUAAGCCUCCAUUCAUGGCCAAAGAUGAUAAAGAGAAAGUAAGUUUAAACCCUCCUCUUCCUUUUGUGCCGGAGAUUGGAUGCGAAGAAGCUAAUUACAUGGAUGAUGAUGAGGAGAAUGAAGAUCUAGAGCAGCUUCUGUAUAGGGUCCCAAUCUAUGACCCUUUUGCAGCUGAGCUUUGCAACAUGUCAAGUCAUGAAGUUGGGAAUAGCACCAGUGCCAUUAAUCUUGAUGAUGAGGUAACUGAGAUGGGAAGGGGAAACCAUCAUGAAGUUGGUGAUGAUGAGGAGGAGAACAAUAAUAAUAAUUAUGGAGGAAAUGAGUUGGAUAAUUUGCCAGGCUUUCUACCAUCAGAUAUGGAGCUCGCUGAGUUUGCUGCAGAUGUUGAGAACCUGAUUGGUGGAGGACUUGAUGAUGAAGAUUCUGGUGACAUCAAAGGAGUAUUGGGACUAUUAGAUGAUAGCAAAUUAGAAGGAGAUGGGGGUGUGGAUGUUUGCAUGAAGAAUGUUGACAUAAAUGAAGACAGGAAAGCAGUGAAGGUUGAAGAGGAAGCUGAAGGAAUGGAAUUCAAUCCAUCAAUGCUGGAUUGGAACUCGGAUUAUGAACUUAGAUUAUCAUCAUCACCAUUGCCAAUGGGUGGUGAGGAGGAGGAGAAGGUGGUCUUCCUCAUGGGAGCUCAGAGUAGUGAUGAGGUGGCACUAAUGGAUAACAAGCAGAUGAUGAUGAAGAGGAAGAUAUGUUUGAGGCUUGAUUACGAGGCAAUCAUCACUGCCUGGGCAAACCAAGGCUCUCCAUGGACGACUGGAACUCGACCGGAGCUUAACCCAGACGAUGGCUGGCUAGACUGCAUGGGUAUGUGGGGGAGUGAUCAAAUUCAUCAGUCACAUGGACAUGGAGAGAGUGCAGGAUGUGUAGGUGGAAGAGGCGAUGACCGAGGAAGAGAAGCAAGGGUUUCAAGGUACAGAGAGAAGCGAAGGACACGAUUGUUUUCAAAGAAAAUAAGAUACGAAGUAAGGAAGCUGAACGCAGAGAAGAGGCCUAGGAUGAAAGGUCGAUUUGUUAAGAGGACAAGCGGCUCCAACUUUGUGGGGAGUAGUUCUAGUAAUAGUAGUAAGACUGCAGCAGCUGCAUUUCCCUACCUCAUCCAUCAAUAG